Molecule: messenger RNA, 1384 nt
Organism: Dicrocoelium dendriticum
Lineage: Eukaryota; Metazoa; Platyhelminthes; Trematoda; Plagiorchiida; Dicrocoeliidae
Source: the annotation of a GenBank genome assembly
UCGCUAUUAUUUUCUAGGCCGCUCCUCAUUACUAGCCGAUAUAGUGCUUGCAUCUAUGCAAAUUCUCUACUCCCUAGGCGUAACCUGUUGAUGUCUGUGUGCAAUACAACCCAACUUAUUUAUUACUAUUGGGCAAAUUCGUUUUUUGUCAUGUCUGAUAAGCCCCGAAUCGGGACGCACAACGGUACGUUCCAUGCGGACGAAGUUCUUGCAUGCGCGAUGUUGAGGAUUUUGCCAGAAUAUACAAAUGCGAGCAUCGUCCGAACUCGCGAUUUAUCUGAACUAUCUUCCUGCUCUAUCGUGGUAGACGUCGGGGGCAUUUUUGAUCCGCAAACUCACAGAUAUGACCAUCAUCAACGUGGGUUCGAUCUAACGUUCAAGAGUUUUUAUAAUGCUGCUAAAUGGGAUAUCAAGUUGAGCAGCGCUGGCCUCAUUUAUGUUCACUUCGGUCACCGAAUUUUGGCCAACAUCACUAAUGUUGGGGAGAACGAUCCACUUGUUUCUGCUCUGUUUCACAAGGCAUGUCGACUUUACUUGCUAACCCUUAUUGUUUUACAGCUGUAUGAUAGCUUCAUUGUCGAAUGCGACGCUAUCGACAAUGGUAUCCCCAUUUGCGACAGUGGCACAAGAUAUCCCAUUAACACUAGUUUAAGCUGCCGAGUUAGUCGUUUGAAUCCUCAAUGGAAUCAGAAAGCGGAUGAAACGACCUGUUUUAUGGAAGCUUUGUCCAUGGUUGAGAAGGAGUUUAAUGCCGCAGUUCAUCACUACGCUGAAUCAUGGUACCCUGCACAAAAUAUCGUCGCAACUGCAUUUCAGCACCGUCACCGGGUCGAUCCUUCUGGGCAUAUCAUGCUCUUAGAUAGGUACUGUCCUUGGGCUACACACUUUCAUCAACUGGAGAAGGCCGAAUUUGAGCGAAAUUCGGAUAAGUUAAGACCCUUCGAUAUUUCUGACCCAGUUUCAUAUUUGAAUCGACCGAUCUACUGUCUCUACCAGCGGGACGAUAACUCAUGGGCCGUGCAAGCAAUUUCUGUUUCUGACUUGGAUCACUACAUCAAUCGUGUUCCCUUUCCUGAGCCUUGGCGCGGCUUAAGGGAUGAAGAACUGAGUCAGGCUAUCGGCCUCACGGGUUGUAUUUUUGUUCAUGCUACGGGGUUUUUGGGUAUACACAAAACGCAUCAAGGUGCCUUGCAAAUGGCCCAAAUGUCUCUGAAGGAGGCAAAAUUACUUUAGAUCUUUUGUUGCUAUAUGCCAAAUUGUCCCUCAAUCUUUUCCACAUUGUUUGGAUGAUUACAUCUUGUCCCUUCCCUAUUGUAAUGUGUUUGCUUAUUACCUUCGAGUACGAAAUACUUCUCAUCUGUAGACCAAGAUUAUUCUAUAAGCC